Messenger RNA from Rotaria sp. Silwood1, 1641 nucleotides. NCBI's taxonomy places the organism in Eukaryota, Metazoa, Rotifera, Eurotatoria, Philodinida, Philodinidae. The record is from the annotation of a GenBank genome assembly.
AUGAAAUCCCUGAAAAAAUACUUUGAACAACAAUGGGAAGUAAAAUAUGGUUCUUCAAAUCAAUGGUUUAUCUUAUUUUUAAAAGAAUAUAAAGAUACUGUGAAUUAUGAUUCUGUUCUGAAACGUACAGCUGAAUAUGGCACUAAAUACUUGAAAGAUUGCCCUGUAUUAUCAAUUGUUUUGCAACUUCUAUUUGAAGGUAUUGAUGACACAUGUAUGGAUGAAACAAAUGUAUUCAAUGAUCUAUGGUGUGUAAUAACCAAUAAUGGUUUAAAAUCUAUAGAAAAUUUUUCUGAUAUUAAAAUCCGAUCGGUCUUAUUGAAAGCAUUACGUGAAUUUUAUCGUCCAAGAUUAUUUGAAUUAUUAGAAAAAAGUCAAGUCAAAAAUAAAGACAAUUUGUAUGAAUUAGCGUUAGAUAAUGUUGCUGAACAUGGUUGGUUACAAGGUUUACAAGCAGUUCGAAAGAGAAUAAUACCGAUAUUUUUUGAAACAUUACUAAAGAAUAUUCCUAUAUUUGGUGAUACAUCUGGAAAGUCAGUUUUACCAAAAGUGGAAGCUCCAAUAUCAGAAAACAAUCAAUCAUGUAUGUUUGGUCAAGAUACUCAAAUUUUAUGGAAGUUCAGUGGCAUCGGGAAACCACGAGUGGCAUGGUUCUUCAACGGUCAACCACUUCCAACCAAUGAUCGUCUACAAGUAACGGAGACUGAUGAUGGAACAUCGAUACUAAUAAUUCGUCAAGCUAAACUUGCUGAUGAAGGUGUCUAUACAGCUAAAGCAAUCAAUGCUUUUGGUGAAGCUGAAGCUCAAACAACAUUAAAGAUUGAUUGCAUCAAACCUGUCAUCAACACUAAUCUCGAUACUGUACUGAAAGUCACAAAAGGCGAAAUCUUGACGCUAAAAGUCGUCGCCAGUGGAACUCCGAAACCUCACGUUGUGUGGAUGAGAGACGACAAUGAACUUAUACCCAAUGAUCGCAUUCAAGUGACGACACCGACUGGUAGCGAUGAUCAAUACACACUUACCAUCUUGAAUGUACAACCAGAAGAUCAAGGUAAAUAUUCAGCCAUGAUUUGCAAUGUUGGUGGAUCACUUCAAUCCGACAAGUGUAUAGCUAUUGUUUCGAAAUCACCUAUGUUUAUUGUCAAGCCGACGACACAAAAAGUAAAACAAGGUGAGACAGCAGUAUUCAUGACGACGAUUGAUGGAUAUCCAACACCGACUAUCACAUGGCUUCUCAAUGGAAAACUGUUGACAUUGAAAGAAGACGUUGAAGUGCAAUUCGAUGCUGCAACUGGUCAAUCGAAGUUGUCCAUCCAAAACGUCAAUCUUGAGCAACAUACUGGUUCAAUUACUUGUCGAGUGGAGAGUGAAUAUGGCGAGCAAGAAGAAACUGUUCGACUUGAUAUUCUAGUUGCACCAACAAUCAUCGAAGACUUGCCCAUACAACAAGAAAUUGUAAGUGGACGAGAUAUCGCAUUGAAAGUCGUUGGAAAAGGAUCUCCACGACCAUCCGCUCAAUGUGAAGUUGACCCAACUGACACCAGCAUCGAAUCUAGUUGGCUUGAAAAUUGGCGAAAAAUUCGAGAUCGUUUUGGAUGUGAAUGGAAAGGAAAUACCGGAAGUUCAGCUGACAAAAGAUGA